This is a messenger RNA of Carassius auratus (goldfish), 784 nucleotides long. Its product is annotated as adhesion G protein-coupled receptor L4-like. Gene Ontology annotation, molecular function: calcium ion binding; heparin binding. The record is from RefSeq and is a predicted model, not a curated record. The coding region runs from base 125 to 493 and encodes 122 amino acids. Lineage: Eukaryota; Metazoa; Chordata; Actinopteri; Cypriniformes; Cyprinidae. The transcript has 5 exons.
GAGAGUCACAAUAUUUACCAAUUUCCGUCAUCGUUUGAAGAGUCGCAAGAACUUUAUUAUAUUGCUCAAGAUCAAAUCAUAAGCCAUUUUCUGUCAUUAUUUUUCUAUUUGCAAGUCUUUGACUAUGAGGCACAUGUAUCUGAGUCUGGUUCUUCUGUUAGCACUGACAGAGAACAUCCUGAUGAAUACAGUCUGCAGAUCUGGAGAGAAAAUGCGCAGAGGAAAGUGUGAAGAUGAGAAUGAGUGUGAGAUUCAACCAUCCAUUUGUGAAAGAAAUGCAGCAUGCUUCAACACUGCUGGCAGCUACUUCUGUCAAUGUCAUGAAGGAUUCACACCUCCUUCACCUCAUAAUUUCACACCUGCAGAUGGGAUUGUAUGCCAAGACAUCAAUGAAUGUUUGGUCGGCAGUGAUGAUUGUGGUCCUAAUACAACAUGUAAUAAUACUGUAGGAGGUUAUAAUUGCACAUGUGCACACUGUAAAAAAUUUCUGUAAAUUUACAGCAUAUUAACAGCGUAAAUAUACAGUACUGAACUGUUUUCUAAAAUUACGGUGUCUUACCGUAAAUGCACACGUGAUCGGUGGGAGAGGGGGAACCAAAGGCUAGCUGACGCAUGGAGGAGCAUGGUUUCAGUCAAAGUUUUAUGGAUUUCAUCUCAAAUUGAGGCUCAUUUACAGGAACAUGAAGAUGGACUGGAUUCGCAUGCAGAUGUAAGUAUUUAAUUUUCUUCUUUCCACUUCACCACAUUAUAUUAUGUAAUAUUAUUAUUUGUGUAUUGUGUGUUC